Molecule: messenger RNA, 2234 nt
Organism: Triplophysa rosa
Lineage: Eukaryota; Metazoa; Chordata; Actinopteri; Cypriniformes; Nemacheilidae
Product: ATP-dependent 6-phosphofructokinase, platelet type-like
Exons: 18
Coding region: 150-2051 (633 amino acids)
Biological process (GO): fructose 1,6-bisphosphate metabolic process; fructose 6-phosphate metabolic process; canonical glycolysis
Cellular component (GO): cytoplasm; 6-phosphofructokinase complex; membrane
Molecular function (GO): fructose-6-phosphate binding; identical protein binding; 6-phosphofructokinase activity
Source: RefSeq, a predicted model, not a curated record
UAACGUUAGCUGCAGGAGAGGCGGCGAAGCGCACGUCCGACACCGGAGGAGAAAUUAACCGGCAGAGCUUUUAUUCUCUCCAGCUUCCUUGAGCACUUCAACCUGGCAUUAAAGCCGUUGCUUUGUAUUGAGAAGAUACACGUAUAAAAAUGCCGGACACCAAAAAAUUCAUCGAAAACCUCUCCGGGGCAGGGAAGUCUAUUGGCGUCCUGACAAGCGGCGGAGAUGCGCAAGGUAUGAAUGCUGCCGUGAGGGCAGUUGUCAGAAUGGGAAUCUACGUAGGAGCCAAAGUUUAUUUCAUCCAUGAGGGGUACCAGGGCAUGGUGGACGGAGGUGAAAACAUCAAAGAGGCAUCAUGGGAAAGUGUUUCCAGUAUGUUGCAAGUGGGUGGCACAGUGAUUGGCAGUGCCCGUUGCAAGGAUUUUCGUACCUGCGAGGGACGUUUGCAUGCGGCUUUAAACCUGGUACAGCGGGGCAUCACCAACUUGUGUGUGAUUGGUGGAGAUGGCAGUUUGACCGGUGCUAACCUCUUCAGGGAGGAGUGGAGCGGACUACUGGAUGAGCUCGUCCAAUCGGAUCAAAUCAGUGAAGAAGCUGCUCAGAUUCAUUCUGUGUUACAUAUAGUCGGGAUGGUGGGCUCAAUAGACAACGACUUCUGCGGGACAGAUAUGACUAUUGGCACUGACUCCGCAUUGCACAGGAUCAUAGAGGUGGUGGAUGCGAUAAUGACCACAGCACAGAGUCAUCAAAGGACCUUUGUGCUGGAGGUCAUGGGCAGACACUGUGGGUAUCUAGCAUUAGUCAGCGCUCUCGCAUGUGGAGCUGACUGGGUCCUCAUUCCAGAAAUGCCUCCCAAAGAUGGCUGGGAGGAACAGAUGUGUCAGAAAUUAUCAGAGAAUCGUGCUGAUAAGAAGCGGCUUAAUAUCAUCAUAGUAGCAGAAGGCGCAAUAGACCAAAACAACAAGCCCGUAACCACAGACCAUAUAAAGGAUCUGGUGGUGCGCUGUUUGGGGUUUGACACGCGGGUCACCAUCCUGGGUCACGUCCAGAGAGGAGGAACACCCUCUGCCUUCGACAGAAUUUUGGCGAGUCGUAUGGGUGUGGAAGCUGUGUUGGCCCUGUUAGAAGCUUCCCCUGGUACCCCGGCGUGUGUGGUGUCCCUAUGUGGGAACCAGGCCGUCAGGGUUCCUCUGAUGGAGUGUGUUCAGAUGACUCAGGAGGUGCAGAAGGCCAUGGAUGAAAAAAGAUUUAAAGAGGCUGUAAAGCUACGUGGCAGAAGUUUUGAAAACAACCUGAACACCUACAAACUCUUGUCUCACCGCAAAACGGACGAUGAGCUGCCACAUAAUGGCCAGCAUCAUAGUUCAUUUAAUAUAGCCGUGUUGAAUGUUGGUGCUCCGGCAGCAGGGAUGAAUGCAGCGGUGCGCUCAGCUGUCAGGGUGGGAAUUACUGAGGGUCACACUAUGUUUGCGGUCAGUGAUGGAUUCGAGGGCUUCUACAAGGGGCAGAUAAAAGAAAUAAAAUGGGGUGAUGUCGGGGGCUGGACUGGUCAGGGUGGCUCCCUACUAGGGACAAAAAGAACCCUUCCAGCAAAACAUGUUGAUAAGAUUGCAGAACAGAUGAGGAUUCACAACAUCAAUGCUUUACUGGUUAUUGGAGGAUUUGAGGCAUAUAUGGGACUUAUGGAGCUGCAAGCAGCUCGCUCUAAACACGAAGAGCUUUGCGUUCCCAUGGUGAUGGUUCCGGCCACUGUGUCCAACAAUAUUCCCGGCUCUGACCUGAGCAUUGGGGCAGACACUGCCCUCAACGCCAUCACGGACGCCUUUGAGAGUUUACUGCAGCUGGUGGAUACCCGCAGCAGCUAUGAGGAGUUCUGUGUGCCCAUGUGCAUGCUGCCCGCCACCAUCAGUAAUAAUGUAGCUGGCACUGAUCUCAGCAUCGGAGCCGACACCUCACUCAAUGCCAUAGUGGAGGUAAGACACCUCACCCGACCCAUACCCGAACACCCAGAUGUUACCAUGAAGAUUAGAACCGAUUUGGAGGCACAGUAAAGUUUCUUUAAGGGUGCACUAAGUACUUUGAUAGCUCUUGUUCUUCUUUUUCUACAGACAGUAAUAUAAUCUUUCUAAACAUAUUUGAUACUGUUUUUAUUUAUUUAGCAGAUGCUUUUAUUUUAAGUUGCUUACUAAUAUUUUUUAUUUAAAGGAACAGUUCACUUUCAAAAUAAAAAUGCU